UUUGUAAAUUUUGUAAACUUUUUGUGUAAAAUAACGUUUGGAUGGUGAGCUUGAUCUGUUGAUCUUCAUCGUGAGGCUUGCAAGUUUACGAUACAAACAUGCAAGUGCAAGAAGCGGAAGGAGCUGACGGUUCACCAUGGAACAAUUCCAGUGGUUGCGAUGAAGAUCGUCGACCGACUCAAAAGGAGGGUAAAAAAUCGAAUAUUCUACCUCUAUGGGGAAAUGAAAGGACUAUGAAUUUAAACCCAUUAAUUUUAACAAAUAUACAGUCAUCACAUUAUUUUAAAGUGAAUUUAUAUGAAUUGAAAACGUACCAUGAGGUUAUCGAUGAAAUUUACUAUAAGGUGUCUCAUUUGGAACCAUGGGAAAAGGGAAGCAGAAAAACAGCAGGCCAAACUGGCAUGUGUGGAGGCCGGUUCAUGCAGGUCCGAGGAGUUGGUGCUGGUGGAAUUGUUUCAACGGCAUAUUGUCUACUGUAUAAACUAUUCACCUUGAGGUUAACACGGAAACAAUUAAAUGGUCUUAUCAAUCAUCCUGAUUCACCAUAUAUUCGGGCAUUAGGAUUUAUGUAUAUUAGAUAUACACAACCACCAGCUGAUUUAUUUAGUUGGUAUAGUGAUUAUUUAGAAGAUGAAGAGGAGUUGGAUGUAAAGGCUGGAGGAGGACAAGUAAUGAAAAUGGGUGAUAUUCUUAAACAAUUUCUUACUAAAUUAGAGUGGUUUUCAACAUUAUUUCCAAGAAUACCAGUGCCUAUACAAAAAGAACUUGAACAUCGAUUAGCAGAAAGAUUUCCUCAACAAUCUAUGAAUGCUCGAAAUGCAAAACCACCUAUUACCCUAAAUAGCCAUGGAAAAUAUAGUAAUAGCAGUAAUAGAAAAGAUAAUGGCAAUCUUACCUCACGGAAUCAACCACGACAUAUCCCAGAUAGUGAAGCACAAUGGGGCGAGGCUGAAAGAACAAGCCACUGGCGAGCCAGAUCUGAUGAAGAUCGCAAGGACAAGUACAGAGAUCGAGAUCGUGAACGGGAUCGUAUAAGAGAAAGAGAACGAGAACGUGCACGGGAAAGAGAGCGAGAAAGGGAUCGGCAUUGCAGACGAUCGAAUAGCCGCGAUCGAAGUCGAAGGCAAAGAGAGUAUAGAAGUCGUAGUAGAGACAGAUCACACAGAGACAGGAGUAAAGAUCGCUAUCGCGAUAAAGAUCGACAUAGGGACAGGAGAGGUUCACCGUAUGAUUAUGCCACAGAACUUGCUCGGGAAAGAGAGAGACAACGAAGAGAAUGAAAAAUGUAUGUUGGCAUGUAUAUAUCGAUAUAAAUGUUUGUACGAGUGUAACUAUAGAGAUAAAAAUGAUUUAGAGCCGAGCCAUUCGAACACUACCGUGUUUUGCGGGAAAUCUUACUCCAUUUGGAGUAAUAGCCUAAAUUUAAUUCGAUUAUA
Eufriesea mexicana is the source of this 1436-nucleotide messenger RNA. RefSeq names its product pre-mRNA-splicing factor 38B. NCBI's taxonomy places the organism in Eukaryota, Metazoa, Arthropoda, Insecta, Hymenoptera, Apidae. The record is from RefSeq and is a predicted model, not a curated record. The transcript has 6 exons. The coding region runs from base 99 to 1280 and encodes 393 amino acids.